This is a messenger RNA of Ctenocephalides felis (cat flea), 1203 nucleotides long. It is a transcript of the gene Gale, whose product is annotated as UDP-glucose 4-epimerase. Gene Ontology annotation, cellular component: cytosol. Bases 139 to 1203 code for a protein of 354 amino acids. Lineage: Eukaryota; Metazoa; Arthropoda; Insecta; Siphonaptera; Pulicidae. The transcript is spliced from 7 exons. Gene Ontology annotation, biological process: beta-D-galactose catabolic process via UDP-galactose, Leloir pathway. Gene Ontology annotation, molecular function: UDP-glucose 4-epimerase activity. The record is from RefSeq and is a predicted model, not a curated record.
UUACAAUAGGAAUUCCACGUAGCAUUUUUAUGUUGUAUGUUGACGUUUACGAUAACGUUAUGACAAAAUGAACGCCCCAUCAUGUUAUCAAUAUGAUUUGCAGAUAAACAUACUUGCUCUACAGUGUAAUCUUAAAAAAUGAGUACUAAAUUUUGUAUUUUGAUAACUGGAGGUGCAGGAUAUGUUGGCUCUCAUACAGUCAUUGAUCUACUCAAAAAUGGUCAUGAGGUGGUGGUUGUAGAUAAUUUAUGUAAUACAUACUGUGCCAAAGGGGAAGCUCUGCCCGAAUCUUUAAAACGAGCUCAGGAAAUUACAGGAAGAUCUGUGGUAUUUUAUGAUGUAGAUAUAAGGAACAAAGAUGAUUUAGUCACUGUAUUCAAAAAUCAUAAAAUUGAUUGUGUGGGUCACUUCGCUGCCCUAAAAGCCGUUGGAGAGUCCUGUAUUAAACCAUUGCUUUAUUACCAAAAUAAUAUCACAGGAACCAAUGUGUUACUAGAAGUAAUGGCCCAAAACGGAGUUUUUCAUUUCCUUUACUCUAGUUCUGCAACUGUCUAUGGAACACCCCAAUGCUUACCAAUUCCCGAAUCCCAUCCUACAGGCUCUGGAUGCACAAACCCAUAUGGAAAAUCAAAAUAUUUUGUUGAAGAAAUACUUAAGGAUUUAUGUACAUCAGAUGAAAAAUUUGCAGUGAUUUGUUUGAGGUACUUCAAUCCUGUAGGAGCACACGAAUCUGGUAAAAUUGGAGAGGAUCCAAAUGGAAUACCAAAUAAUUUGAUGCCAUAUAUUGCUCAGGUGGCAGUAGGUAAAAGGGAUUUAGUAACCGUGUAUGGCUCCAAUUAUGACACAAAAGAUGGUACAGGUGUAAGGGAUUAUAUUCAUAUUUCUGAUUUAUCUUUAGGUCAUGUAAAAGCAUUGGAGAUGCUGAUGCAUCCAAUGUUCAAAGGAUGGAAAGCAUAUAAUUUGGGUACUGGUCAAGGAUAUUCGGUCUUAGAAGUUAUUAGGGCAUUUUCAAAAUCGUGUGGCCAUGAAGUAAAAUACAAAAUUGGGGAUCGAAGGCUUGGUGAUGUAGCAUCCUGUUAUGCAGAUCCAACACUCGCACAAAAUGAGUUGCAUUGGAGGGCUACGAAAACUUUACAAGACAUGUGUGAUGAUACAUGGAGAUGGCAAAAAAUGAAUCCAGAAGGUUACAAGCCAGUAAACUAG